AUGUCGUCACAACUGCGCGCUGCCUUGGCGGCAGACUCUCCGGCAGCCCCAACAUCGCCGGCUCCAUCCGGUUCAGUUCUUUCUUUGGACGAAUCCUCAGACUUUUCGGAGCGAGAUGUCACUUCAUCCCAGGAACAAACUGUUCAUGUUUCGGAAAUAGACGUCAAAUCCGUCCAUUCAUCAGACAGUGAAGACGGUAAAACACCUAAUCUGUACAACAAUUGAAGUUUUAAAUUCUUAGAAACACCACAAAACCCAUUGCCGGAAGUUCCUCCAAACUGUGGCCCACAGACGAUUCCGUUGAACGUUCUGCUGGAUUUCGCCAUUCAGCACGUCUAUCACGAAAUAACAGUGCUUGCUGAGCUGAUGCAACGGAAGACAAAUGAGCAAGGAGAGCAGGAACGAAAGACGUCUCUCGUUCAUUUCGCCCACGCCACGCGCAGUCAGUUUGUGAAGCUGGUUGCCAUCGUGAAAUGGAUAAGAGUCUCAAAACGGAUGGAUGUUUGCUAUGUAAGAAGUAUUUCCCUUUGAAAACGAGCUGAAUGUUGUUUUUUUCAGUCAGUCGACUAUUUACUGGAUCUGCAGUCUCAGUACUUCAUCGACACUGCAGAUAGACUGGUUUCGAUGACAAGAGGAGAUCUUGAACUGGCCCGUCUUCCGGAAUAUCACAUUGCUCCUGCAAUUGACGUUCUUGUUAGGGGAUCUUAUAAUCGGAUGCCAUCAAAAAUCAAAGAAGCGUUCAUUCCGCAGCCAAAAAUCACUCCCAGAGAGCAGAGGGGUGUGGCCUCUCGUCUCAAUCAACUGGUCGAGACGCGACUCUCCCGUCUCUCGUCGGGCAUUCCUCCAAAUGUCAGAGAAAUUCACAUAUGCAGUGGCCUGGCUACUCUUCUGGUUCCCGGAGAGUUUGAGAUCAAAAUCACGCUGCUUGGCGAAACAGAAAUGACCAAAUGGACACUGUUGAAUAUCAAGAUCCUGGUGGAAGACUACGAAUUGGGACUGGGUCUCCCACUCGUCCACCCCGUUCAACUGAAUCAACUGCACGGUGUUCUGCAGACGCGAAUGAACGUCGCCGCGAACCCAGUCAAAGAAGCCUUCUUCUUCCUGCAUUCGUUCUGCGUCUCGCUCCAACUCGACGUACUCUACUGUCAAACAUCUCGACUGGCUGCCGGAAGGCUCCGCGAGAAUAUCACUAUCGAAAAGUACGACCCGAAAGAGCGUGUUCUGAUCGUUGGAUACUGGGUGAAACGCUCAAAAAACAGAAGGUUGACAGUCGGACAAGUGAAGUACGACGCGCAGUACAGAGUGCAAGUGUACGAAGACAAGGAAGACAAGCUCGGCGGGCUGAAAGUUCGUCACUUCCCGCAUGCCCCACAACUCGGGAAACUCGACUGCGGAGCCGGAAUGCUUUCAAUGGAAAGGAUGCUCUCGGAGACGUAUGUAGUGAGAUGCAAAGAGAGACUGAUGCGAUUGCGAAGAGUCAUCGAAGCCGCGGAGCCUCUUCUCAAAGUGGAAUUGACCGGACUGUCCGUCCCUUCCAUCUCCUUUUCUCUUCUUCCGGACAGCAUAGCUACUGAAGAAAAGCUGACAGUGUCUGUGAACUCCUUUUGUGGAAAAGUCAUCUGCAAUAUUCAUCUGCUUGACAGCGAACACGAAGAUGUGCUUGGCUUGGGACGAGCUCUCUACAGCAGCAAUUGCUCUUCGCAUACCAUCAGGACCUACCUGAGGAAGCUGAGAGUUGCACUCGUGAUUGAAAGAUAUCGUCGAUCAAUGAAAGCGUUACCAGUCCGAGAAGUGAAAGAAGCCGAGCUGAUUCCAUUCGUGAAGAAAGUUCUGGAAGAGACUCCGAGACAUAGAAUAGUCCUGCAGUACCUCCGAUCCGAGACGCACUACCUUCUCAUUUCAUUCCUUCCCGACGACCGGAACAUUGUCACAACAAGGUUGCAACUUCUGGAGUCUGAAGGGGGACGUGCACAGAUAAUUAAUCUUGAUAACGUGAGAAAUAGUUCACAAAUCAGGAAUAUUAAUAUUGCUUUCAGGAUGACGAAUUGUACAGAGUGCCGGUGCGGGAUGCGAUGGAAAUGGGAACAUUGCGGUUCACGAACAACGAGCGGUCCCUUCUGAACGAUUGUGCGAGAGAACAAAGGCUCUCAUUCGCAGUGGCGACUGUCGAAGACCGCAUUACUUACAUGCUCUUGGCAGGAGAAUUGCAGAGGAAAGGAGUCGGAGUGGAACUGCGGAGGGACGACGUGCACGUUCCCGGAGGACUUGCUCUUCAUAUCACAGAGUGAGUCAGUUCAUAUCAAUCUCACCGUCUAACCCGUUUUCAGUGUCAAAAGCGUCGUUCCAUUCGACGUGGGCGAGUUCUUCAAGUGCUGCGUUCGCUGCUGUAUUCGUAUCGACAACCGUUACCGCUACACAUUCCAAUUCGAAAUGUGCUUCGAGAACAUUCCGCUUAUCCGCGACGUUCCGCACGGUCUUCCUCACCGUCGUGAUGGUCCUAAGGUGUGUAUUUACAUUCGAAUUUAAACUCCAGCCUCUCCUAAUGUACUAGUUAGUGCCCAGCUCAUAAGUCCAGCUACUCUUUCUAAUGAGUCUCGGUGUCGUUUUGUCUUCGUUUUCUUAAAAACAAAGAAUGCUUUCUCAAAGAUGUUUUCGUUUACACUUCCAAAAUUUUUUUGAUUUCAGAAUGCCUAUUCCCGAAAGGUUAGUUUUCUGUGUGAGCGAAUGGAAUGCUCCCUCUAUUUUUGUUUCCUGUAACUCUGUCAUGUCGUCGGUGUUCCGCAUGAUUUCUCUAACCUCGCACGAUUGAAAGCCGUUUUCCGUUAACAGUUGAUUGUGAUGGUUUCCCCCACACAACCAUUCCCUGUCCUUGAAUACUUUUCCACUCUGCGCCAUGCCCUCUCUCACCAGCACUGCGGCUAACUUUCCGUCACCCGAAAUAUCCCUCUCGCACAUCAUAAAUCUCUUUCAGGAUACCACGUGGAUCCAGGACUUCAAUCAGAUGUCGUUCAAUGGUGCUCCGGACAAGUUGGCAGAAGGAAUCGUCCACAGAUUGAUGCGGUAUCUGUACAUGUACAAGGUUGUGCAUCAGUUCUCAAAGGCGUAUGAACAGCACUUCAAAAAGUACUGCAGUGUGAGUAUUAUCAUUUUUCUCGUUUUCUUCAACCCAUUACUUUUCAGAUCGAGGCCUAUACAUUCCACAAACUCGUGGUUUCGUACGGAGAGAAACGAGAUAUGCUAAUGAUCCUCGCUUUCAAUGUGAAAUCUCAAACUCCUGGAUCCGUAGAAGAUUACUUCUUGAUGAACUUCGGACAAACUAUGCCGCACGAAGAAUUCAACUCUUCCGAAGUGGACUGGCAAAAGAAGCCACGUUGGAAUCCGCACUCAAUGAUGACUCAACUGCUCAGAGACGAGCUGAAAGAAACGCAUGACCUCGUCUACAUCAUGCACUUCCUCUGCCAGACCAUCCGACCACUCAUCGCCAUCGGAAACUUCGGUCGCAUUCGCUUCCAAUCGCUGAAGUCGCUUUCUCAGUUGCUCGGUCCGGAAGUGCACUUCCCAUUCCGUCUCAAGUAUCAUCUGCUCACAAUCGAUCAGACGACGAUCCGAUUGAUGCAAGGCAAUGUUAUUCUGGAGAUGAAGCUCCUCGGUGACGGUCAGAUUGCUGUCAGGGAUGCUUCGCGGUACAGGCCAAGAUGCGCGGGUCUUUUUCAGUUCUUUGGCAACAUUGAUAGGUGCGAAAUACGUUAGUUGAGUGUAAAUUCAUAACGCUUAGUAUUUCAGUGAAACGACCCAACUGAUGACGGAUGAGAUAGAGAUUCCGAGAUCUGACAAUCCUCAAGUUAUGGGACCAGAGAUGUGGACACCGGAUCAGUUUAUGGAAACUGUAGAUGAGAGGCACGAAGAGCCGGAUCCCCGGAUGGCAGUCACCUCCUUCCCUGUUCUCAUGACACACGACACUAUCAUCAAAGCUUGUGACUUCAAGGAAGUCGGUAUGUUUGUAAAGAGCCUAGAACUCUUUCCACAGUGAGCUCCAAUUGUUUCAGAAGGACGGAUAACGUGUCCACUGGAUGAAUAUCUUUGCGCCAUUUCGUAUCUCCAGAGAGCUCUCCUCACUCUCGAACGGAUGUCCGUACGCGCGAACCCCAUUCCGCCCAACAAUCUUUACUGCGGAAUCGUGACUGUCGUCGACGCGAAACCUGAUUUCGUGAGGUUUCGUGCUUCGCAGUUAAACGGAGAAGGGGUGAACACGACGAGCAUGGUGCAUUACAAAAUCUACAUUUGCCCGGAGGCGACUCUGAAGAUUCGUAUUGAAUUCGGUGAGCAGUGUUCCCUUCUCGUUCCCAUUCCCGUUUUCCCUUUCAGAUGAAGGAACGAAUGAACAGGCAACUCCGGAGAACUUGGAGGCGAUGGCCUUGUACUUUGAAAAGGUACUCGAGAGAUGGAAUCUGCCUGCUCAAGUACUUGUUUUCAGGUUGUUUUCCGAUGCGGCGAUGAAUACGCUCUUCAGUCGUACAUCGUCAUGACCCGAUUGACUUCCCAUGGUGCCACAAAAAGCUUGGCGAAUUUGAUGAGCUCCCAAAUGGUAAGCGAACAACAGAGUUUACGGUUUAUUCGAAAACGAAGAGGUUAUUGGGCGAUGA
Messenger RNA from Caenorhabditis sp. 36 PRJEB53466, 4643 nucleotides. Lineage: Eukaryota; Metazoa; Nematoda; Chromadorea; Rhabditida; Rhabditidae. The record is from the annotation of a GenBank genome assembly.